Molecule: messenger RNA, 561 nt
Organism: Ambispora gerdemannii
Lineage: Eukaryota; Fungi; Glomeromycota; Glomeromycetes; Archaeosporales; Ambisporaceae
Source: the annotation of a GenBank genome assembly
AUGUCAAACACUAUGGGAAAUGAGAAAGACUUAACCGCCGAACAAAAGGGAGCUAUUGUAAGAAUGACUCGUACCGCACCAUUACCCUUGUUAUUAGUGAAAAUCGCCAUCUAUACCUCUCCAAUCACCACGACUCUUGCUGCUCAAACAAAACGUAAUGUAUCAAGAAAUACUGUUCGCCAUGAGCUACAUAAAGAAAAUCUAUGGUCCCGUAUUGCACGUCCAAAGCCACUCAUUUCCACUGUUAAUGCUGAGAGGCGACUUGCCUGGUGUCUUGCACGUAAAGACUGGACAGCUCGACAUUUUCGUCGUGUUUCGUGGUCAGAUGAAUCAACAUUUUGCCUCUUUCAACAAUCAUCUUGUCGGGUCUGGCGUGAGCCGCAUGAAGAAUGGGACAUUGAAUGUGUGAGGAGUACUGUCAAGCAUAAUCCUAGUCAGAUGCACUGGGGCUGUUUCUCUUGGUAUGGAACUGGCCCUCUCGUUGCGCUUAAUGGCUCUGCUACUGGUACAUGUAAGUCUCACAUUGAGAUUCUUAGAUCUACCCAAGAAAUGUGGAUCGCG